Molecule: messenger RNA, 2082 nt
Organism: Prorocentrum cordatum
Lineage: Eukaryota; Dinophyceae; Prorocentrales; Prorocentraceae
Source: the annotation of a GenBank genome assembly
GCCAUUUUGGCUCAAGCCGCUGAGCAUUUGCCCCCGAGCUUCGCGCCACGUGCCCCCUGCCGCGCGCCUGCUGGCCCAUCGCCAUGUGCGUGGACUCGCCCGUCACGCGGCUGCCGACGCCCCCCCACGGGCGCGCCCAGCCGAGCGGGCCCGACGGGUGGGCCCCCGCCCGCGGCACGGGAGCGACGGAGGCCGACCAGGGAGCGGGAGCGCACGACCUCGACGCGUGGUGGCCCAUUGACGACCCCGACGACCCCGACGAGGGGGCCCUGACGAGGCGCUUUGGCGCGGCCUCGGGGCCCGGCGGCGCAGGGCCCGGGCAGAGCGAGCGGCCCCUGGCCGAGCCUGGCAUCCUCCGGCGGCGCGGCGGCAGGCUGCUGGGGCUGGCGGCGGUGGUCGACGUCGCGUCCUCGGCGCCAGAGCCGCUCGGGUCCCCCACCAGCUUCGCGUUGCGAUACCCCUCGAGUUCCGUGCUACCCCGCCGCGCGCCCGACAUUCCCGAGGCCGCGCCCGCGGCGGCCGCGCGCGGCGCCGCCGGGCGCGGGGCCGCCCGGGCGCCGCCAUCGCAGCAGCUGCCGGCGCUCGUCGCCCCCGCGGCGGCCGAGGAGGGCCUGGGCGCGUGCGCCGACAGGCGGGCGCUGCGCAGGGUGAGGAGCGGUGUUGACAUGGGCGCCACGGGAGACGUUCGAGAGCACGUCUCGCGGCGAGGGUCUGGCCAGCCGAGGUGCGUCAGUUUCUCGACGUCGCCCCUGGACGGCGUCUACGACGUGACGCCAUACGCCAGAAAGUACGGCGUCCACCCGAGUUUCUUCGACUUCGACCGAAAAGGUGAGAUGAAGCUCACCGAGGAGGGCGUCCUGGAGGACCUGAGGCGUACGGGGGAGGGCCGCCAGCGUCUGAAGCUGAGCGGGGAGGCGAUGCUGUGAGGAAUCAUUGCGCCGCUUGCGUCGACGACGACGACGACAACGACGGCGACGACGACGACGACGGCGCUUUCGGCGCAAUUUGUGGAAUUGCAUCGAUGUGCCACCUCCUCGCCCCUCGUGGUCGCUCGCAUCUUCCCCAGGCCUCUGCUACAGAGGGGGCCCAUGCCAAGAAACACCCUGCUUGCCUCCAUCAGGGCUGGGUUGCUUGUGGAAGGUUUCUUGUGGUCGGGCCCCCACUGUGCAUCACAUUUUGUUGCUCGCGAGCGCGGCCAGUCGGGGUAAAACGCCGCUGGUGGGGCGGAGCCACGCCUGAAAUGCUGCACAAGCCCAACUACAUUGCUAGCUGCCAGAAACUCCAAUACCGGAUAAUUCGUCACCCAGAUUGUACGUCUCAGGUGUUUGUUCGCUUCGGUGUGCACCAUAGACGCGUUAACGGUGUGUUAGCUAUCGGCGAUGUAUGAGCUCGGCUUGAGGAUGAGCAUGUGUCCGCUCGAGUGUUUAUCGAGAUGGAUGUCGUGCGCUUCGUUCAUGUAGAGCUACGGGUUUGUCGUUUGAACUUUUCUUAGCGUCCAGGCACACCACAAGAGUGCAUGUUCGUGCUGAGGGCCUGCCAGGAGGAGACUCUACUUUAUCCGCAGACGUAAGUAUUUUUAUGAAAGAGCGCGAUCUGUGGAAGCUGAGAAGGGGGGGUCGAAGCAAGGCGGUGUAGAUCUGCUUGGAGGUAGUUCACACUAAUCAGCAUGUCCGCCAGCGCCGAUCUGCGCAUAGCAGGCAGCGUUGCAACCACUACACGGAUGCAGUCCGACUGCCCGUGCACUUCCAACCCCUGCUCUCUCUCUCUCUCUCUCUCCUCUGCGCCUAUCUCCUCUUUCCCACCUCCCCCGCUCCUCGAGCCCUCCUCCACCAUAGCAGGCCUUGGCAGACCCUGAGGUCAGGGAUUCUGCGACAGGCGCGGCGAAACCGCAUUUGCAUCGGAAGCGCGUUUUGACCUGAGCUCGACAGGCGGUCCUCUGCUCAUGCAGCUUGCACUGCCUGGAUUCCCUGAUGCUCCUCGGCGUCUGUGCGGUGCUGCCCGCUGCCGUGCGGCCUGUGUGGGCGCGGUGCCCACCGCCGCGCCGAGGCGGUGCUGGCGCUGCCGGCACGGGGGGAGAGGGAC